CUCCUAUAUCAUCUAUUAUUGUGACACCGAACAAUCACCGUGAUGCGGAACCCGCCUCCGACCGUCAGAACCACCAGGUCCGUCUCCGUGGCUGCCCCUUCGGUCAUGCGCACUAUCCCCACGCGGUCGGUCAUCUUACCCGCCACCGAGGAUGACGUGGCCGAGCACUACGUCGUUAUACCCCCGGACGGUGGCUGGGGAUGGGUAGUGGUGGCCGUGGCCUUCGUCUGCAACUUCAUCAUCGAUGGCACCACGUAUACCUUCGGGAUUUUCUUGACGGACAUCAGCAAGACGUUCGAGGUGCAUCCUACGAAAGUGGCGUUGGUCAGCUCGCUUCUCAGCGGAUUCUAUUACUUUGCAGGUCCUUUGACUUGCGCGCUGGCCAACAAGUUCGGCUUCCGGUGCGUGGGCAUCAUGGGCGGCCUGUUUUCAGCAGCCACCUUCCUCGUCUCGAGCUUCCUCGAGGACUUCUUGGCCUUCCUGCUGGUGAUAGGCGUGUGCGCGGGCAUCGCCUUCAACAUGGUCUACACGCCGUGCAUGCUUGUCGUCGGAUUCUAUUUCGAGAAGUGGCGUGCACUGGCUACCGCAAUUUCGGUCACUGGUACUGCCAUAGGCAUCAUGGCGUUUCCUCUGGUGAUGGAACAGCUGCUGGGGAAUCUCCAUUGGAGGACCAAGUUCCAGAUUUUGAGCGCCACCUGCGGCUUACUGGCUGUGCUGGUCAUAGCCUUCAGACCGUUGAAGGCUACCAAGAUUAUCGGUGGGGACAAGAAAGUAACAUUCAACGAUUCAGACUCGAUCGGCAGUUUUCACGUCGAAGACGAAGAAGAAGUGUCAGAAGAAAACACUUUCAGUAUAAAGAGAAUAUUUCAAGAUUUCCAUAACAGAUUCUUUCCGACAGUGGAGGAAGUAGCCAUUGGUAGCCACGAUCCUUCCCGAAGGCAAACAGGAGAGACCUUCCUGGCAAUUCUCCCAGACGAUGGCGUCAGCGAAUUUAGUUUCACGAGAAGCUGUUUCAGGGUUAGCGCCUCGGUAGCCCCUUCGACUGUGAUGGCGCAGGCAGAGGUAGAACCAGAAGUCGAGAAGAAGAAGAGCAAAUGUUGCAGUUGCCCGCGCCUUUGCCAAGAUAAAAACUUCAACAGGCCGCUGUACAGGGACGACAUAUUCUAUGCUGGUUCUGUGUAUACGUUGCGGCAGUUCGAUAAGAGGGAUGGAUCGAAGAUAACGAUAACAUCGAACAAUCCGUCACGAAAAUUGAGUUAUCAUAUGUCCGUAUCAAGAGUGAUCACCCAGAAGGAUAUCGAGGAGAGCAGAGAGUGUCAAUGCUGUCCUGAAGCUUUCGUUAGAGUUUUGGUGACUAUGCUUGAUUAUAGGUUAUUCAAACAAUUGGCCUUCGUGAUGCUGACCGCCAGCGGCUUCCUCACCAUGAUCGGCCUCUACAUCCCGUUCGUGUUUAUCGUCGAGCGCGGCUACGAACUGGGUUUCGGCCCCACCCAGGCCACCCUCCUCCUCUCGGCGAUGGGUGGGGCCAACGUGGUGGGCAGGGUGGCGUGCGGCAUCGUCUCCAUCUUUCCCAAGAUGGACGCGCUGGUCGUCAGCUGGGUGACGCUGGUGCUGGGCGGACUCAUUACUGUCGCGUCCGGGUUCAUCCAGAACUUCAGCGGGCAGCUUUUCUUCGUCAGUAUUUUCGGAAUUUGUGUCGCUAGUUUCACGACAUUGCGCACUGUGGUGCUGGCAAACAUGCUGGGAUUGGAUAACCUCACCAACGCUUUCGGCAUCACGAUACUGUUCUAUGGUCUGGCGAGCUUCGUCGGAAUACCGCUGAGUGGGUACAUACAGAAUGUGAGCGGAUCGUACGGCAACUGCUUCGUUUUCGCCGGUAGUGCACUCUUCCUGAGUGGAAUACUCCUUAUUCCCAUUAAUAAGGUUAGUGAGUGGGAAUCUAAGAAGAAAAAACCUAGAGUUGUGCAAUUUAGAGUUUAAGAUUCAGAUUGAAG
Molecule: messenger RNA, 1994 nt
Organism: Phaedon cochleariae (mustard beetle)
Lineage: Eukaryota; Metazoa; Arthropoda; Insecta; Coleoptera; Chrysomelidae
Source: the annotation of a GenBank genome assembly